GCCGCUCCGCCGCGCCGCCCCGCACCCGCAGUCCUCCCGCCGCGCCGGCUUCGCACGCUCCUCGCUAACCGCAUCAUGGUAAUGGACAACCGGAUGAACGAAGAAACUGACAAUGAACACAACUCCUCGAUAUUCGUGACCAAUUUUCAAAAUGGAGAAAUAGUUAAUUACUCCCUUGUUUUGAUUAAAGGAUUCAUAACAAGAGGCAACACAACAAACCAGGACCAAUUGACAUGCACAUUAAAAAAUGAAAAAACACAAACAAAAUCACAGUGGUCAGUUUAUAAUGGCGAAUUUAAGGUCAUCACUGAAUUAACCAGAGGAAACAACACGAUUGAACUAGAAUAUGCAGAACAAAAGAAAUCAAUUUUAUUGGAGUAUGAGCCUCGUAAAACGAAUCUCAGAGUUACACCAGUUUACAUAAUUUGUCAAGGCCAUGACGGAUGCUUCCAAAGUCCUCAAGAUGUUGAUUGCUCUGUAGAAAGUGCUUGCUCUCGUAUAGUCCUCGGAUCAAAAUUAAUCCAAUGCUUAACAGCUGAAAAACUUUUUGAAAGUGGAGUUGGGAGAAAAACUUUCCAACUUGAACAUGAAGUAAAUUCCAAAAAGCCUGAGUGUGUCAUAUUCCGCAGCAGCUUAAAUGUAAAUAAAGCAAGAAAAAUGAAGCAAGCAGAACUAUGGACUCACUUCGGAAGAGAACUAAUGCUCUCUGAUUUAGGGAGUAAUGAAAGGAAGUUUCUGGGAUUUAUAUCAUGUACGAGAUUUAAAGGGACCGACAUUGAAAAACCAAUGACUCACGAUGAAAUCGUUUCACUAACGGAAGCUUACGCUGCACUUGGAGGCGGAGGUCUAGCUCUGUUUGGUACUGCUUGUUUAUACACAUGGCCCACAACAGUGGAUGAUAUCAUCCCAAGAUUCAUGGACACAACACCAGUAAACAACCGAAGAUUUAUGGACGACAGCGGAUACAGAGGAACCCUUGGAGGCUGUUUUGCUACAACAUUGGGCUCAGUUUUCCAUGAAUUAGGCCACACCUUUGAUUUAGGACAUACUAAAGAUGGUAUCAUGGGAAGAGGAUUUGAUAAUAUUGACCGUGUCUUUACUGUUGGAGAAAGAAGGUCAUCGCUGAUAAAAGAUAAUAUGAAUAAUUAUAGCGGUAAACCCGUACAACAUUCCACAGUUUCACUACAGCGAAACAUUAGUGUGACCAUGAACGUGGCGGAACCACUACGCUUGUUGGGGCCAAGAAGUAAAACCACGUUAGGGAACUUUGCUUCAAUGUCAAAAUCUGACAUCGUACGAAGAAGUCCAAAUGUUACACCAAUAACUAGACCAUCGAGUGUAUAUUCAAGCAUUACAAAUAAACUCACAGACUCCAAGAGAAACAUCAACCGAGUAAACGGAAAUGAUUCAAUUUACUGGACCAGAAAUUGUGCAGUGCUAUUAUCAUAUCACCGAUGGUUCAACAAUGAAUAUGGGAGAGAAAGACAAGCAAUAACGAGAUAUCUGAAAUUUGACAAAAACAAAAUGCUGAUUAUCUCAACGGCUGGCAUAAGAAUAGUUGAAGUAAGAGAUGAAUCGAAUGGAAUGGUGUUGGAUUCGUAUGAAUUCACUAACCUAUUGCCAGAAAAAAGAUUUUUGGUCCCGUUUACCUUUUCUCCUAAGAGCAAAGUCUUGACCAUUGUCGUAGAAGACGAUUUGGGCAAUGUAUUGAAGCAAACAUUUUCUUAUUGAU
Molecule: messenger RNA, 1732 nt
Organism: Ostrinia nubilalis (European corn borer)
Lineage: Eukaryota; Metazoa; Arthropoda; Insecta; Lepidoptera; Crambidae
Exons: 2
Coding region: 76-1731 (551 amino acids)
Source: RefSeq, a predicted model, not a curated record